GGGAUGAGUCAGGCUAUAUGAUGCUGAUGAUGCUGCCAUUUCAUCAGCAAAUUUUACAAACAUUCUUUCGUGUAUUAUUAUGAGAUUGAAGAUUCGAUUUCGGAAAUGGAUUUUUAAACAACAAUAACAAGACUUAAUAUUAAUAUUAGGUGACGCUCUUGCUCAGUGAUUAUGGUUCUCGGUACGAUUGCACCGUUAUAAAGGAAACUAGUUGCAUAGGCUAUUAUUUGUAACAAAACCUGCUCGGAUGUGUGUGUGGGUGCUUUGCUUGGGGACGCAGCUUGUUUUUCAAACCGACACACAAUGAAGACCAUGGGUUUUGCCUUUGCAAGACAUUAAGGAGCUUGACUGAGAUCUCAUGAGAUAUGGAAGCUAUAUGGCUAUACCAGUUCCGAUUGAUCGUCAUUGGCGACUCGACAGUAGGCAAGUCUUGUCUGAUCAGACGUUUCACAGAGGGGCGUUUUGCACAGGUGUCUGACCCCACUGUCGGAGUGGAUUUCUUUUCCCGUCUGGUGGAGAUUGAGCCAGGCAAACGCAUCAAACUGCAGAUCUGGGACACGGCUGGACAAGAGAGGUUCAGAUCUAUCACCAGGGCUUACUACCGUAAUUCAGUGGGUGGCCUGCUGCUGUUUGACAUCACUAAUCGUCGCUCCUUCCAGAAUGUCCAUGAGUGGCUAGAGGAGGCGCGCAGCCACGUGCAGCCGCACAACAUUGUCUUCCUGCUGGUGGGCCACAAGUGUGACCUGGAGCCGCAGCGGCAGGUGAGCCAGCAGGAAGCAGAGAAGCUGGCAGCGGCCUACGGCAUGCGCUAUGUGGAGACGUCGGCGCGCGACGCUAUUAACGUCGAACGGGCUUUCACAGAGCUGACACGUGAUAUCUUUGAGCUUGUCAAACGGGGCGACAUCACCAUCCAAGAAGGCUGGGAGGGGGUGAAGAGUGGCUUCGUGCCCAACGUAGUGCACUCGUCUGAGGAAGUGACCAAGAGUGAUCGCCGCUGCCUCUGCUGAUUGGCCAUGCCCUGCAGCUGCAUCAUGCUUCUCCUCUGCAAACCCAGUCAUAUUGUGCUCCUUUAGCUUGGCCUCUUACACUGCCUUCUCGAUCGGUGAGCUCCUGAACACAGCUGUAUAUAGCAGAACCCAGAUCCAUUUUUAGGACACUUGUAGGUUCCUUCAACCUCACACCUGAGUAGUUCUGCACAAACACAGGCCUUGAUCUUGUUCAAAUAUCAGUUUAAAGAUAAUGAAAGCACCAUUUUUAUUGCAAAGCAAAGAGCUCUGGACUAAACUGGAUGGACCAUGCACAGAAAAGCAUAACCAGGAAGAGUGUUACAUUAAGAAUGCUUAAAUAAGUGAAUACAUUGGCUCCUU
This is a messenger RNA of Ictalurus furcatus (blue catfish), 1367 nucleotides long. It is a transcript of the gene rab39ba, whose product is annotated as RAB39B, member RAS oncogene family a. Gene Ontology annotation, molecular function: GTPase activity; GTP binding. The transcript has 3 exons. Gene Ontology annotation, biological process: Rab protein signal transduction. The coding region runs from base 366 to 1007 and encodes 213 amino acids. Lineage: Eukaryota; Metazoa; Chordata; Actinopteri; Siluriformes; Ictaluridae. Gene Ontology annotation, cellular component: Golgi membrane. The record is from RefSeq and is a predicted model, not a curated record.